UCGGCGCUCCGACGACCAGCUGAUUAUCGCAGGCGUUGUUUCAAGUGGCGUCGAUUACGAAGUAGCAUUGUCGCCGGGGCAAAGGCCACUCUCCGAGCCCCUCUCCCACAACAGGUGUCGAGAUUGCGCCCCACGCGUGCGGUCCGCCGCCGUCAGAAGAGACGUCCGUAGGCGCGCUCUCCACGUGGUCAUAAGUGAGCGCGCGGCUCGUCACACGCGUGUUCACUCGAAAAGCCAGCACAAAAAGCCUGCUCACAAGCGGUGACGAACUAAGGGUGUUCAACUCGUACAGCUGAACAGGCUGGAAGCACGGACCGCAGGACCAGCGAAGAAAAGGACUCUCCCUGGAAGCUCAAAGAGAGGGCCCGCUGGGCCACCUGCCAAAGCAAGCGGAGCGCAAUCGCGGACAUACUGGACAAUACGUCGGGUACUCCUUCACGAGAGCACCACUUGAUAUGAGCCGCCAAAGAGCGCUGAAGUGCCAUUGCGAUUAGCACGCCGCUCGUGUUCCUUCUCAACGUUCCACUCUUCGUGUUUCGGCGUGAACAGAAGAAGCAGCAUCACCUUCGAGGAAGAGAAAGACGGACAACUGCCCGAUUCUCGGCCGAUUCCCCUGAGUGGGUAUGCGCCAUUGACACAUAAGGCUCUACAUCUGCAUCUACCGUGUAUCUGUGGUUUCUAAAGGACCACUUCCCUUGCUCCGUAGAAACUAAACGUAAUAUUGUCAAAUAUAAGGAAAGAAGAUUUGUCUUGUACAUCUUGCGGCAUUUUGUGGGAGAAAAGGAGAACAAAGAUUGCGAUUGCUCUGUUUUCGUUCGUCGCUCCCCCGAACCCCGUAGUGGGUCCGAGCCAUACUCAUAGGCACCAAACCAAACCGUUCGGCGCUCAACCAGUUCGCCUGAGAUCUACAAAUUGCUGCGCCAACUUCUACCACCCACAUCUUCGUGCUGCUUGCCAGUUUUACCGCUGCAAACUCGGAAAUUAUGACGCCCGGCGGAGAAGCUGCCCAGCCCGUCGUAGUUCAAGGCUUCCUGCUGCUCAUAAAGCUCGUUGUGGCCGUUUACGAUGUCGUCACACUCCCCGUCUACGCCGUUUUCCAGAAGCCCUGGGUGUAUUGGAAGAAAAAGCGUGCUUGCUUCGCCAAGCCCGUGGUUGAGGGAGACUCGUCGUCACCCUACCGACGUUUGAAGAACAGCUCGAUCGAGAGCAUGGAAGGCGCCAAGACCUUGGACGAGUUGGCUCGAACGGCAAUCAGCCUGUACGCCCAGCGGCAAUCCAUAGGUAUCCGACCAGUGUUGGGUUACAACGAAGAGAAGCAGGCCAGCGGCAAGGUGUUCAAGAAGCUCGUCCUCGGCGAGUACGAAUGGAAAACGUUCGAGGAAGUGGACAGCAGAAUCGACUUGACAGCGCGUGGUCUCCACUCAAUAGGUGCCAGGCCCGGUCAGUACUUGGCCAUCUUGGCCGAGACGCGUUUUGAGUGGCUGCUGACGGCGCAGGCCUGUUUCCGCACCAACGUCCCCCUUGUGACGUUGUACGCGACGCUCAGCAACGACGGGAUAGUGAGCGCCAUCAACGAGACGGAGGCGACGCACUUGGUCACGUCCGAGGAUCUUCUGCCGCGGAUUCUGAGUGUGGUCAACAAAAUGCCGUCGCUGACGCACGUUGUGUGCAUGGAGAACCCCAACUCCAAGCCGUUAGAGCAGUCCACUCACGGUCCACAGAUUGUCCCGUUCUCUAGUCUCGAGAAACAUGCCGGAAGCUGUGAGCUGCCCUCAUGCCCGCCCACAGCGGACGACGUGGCCAUCGUCAUGUUCACUAGCGGCUCCUCCGGGCUGCCCAAGGGCGUCGUCACCACGCACGCGAACCUCGUUUCAGCACUGCACAGCUUCGCCGUGGGCUGCCAGAGGUUCGGCGUCUCGACCUGCAACGACACCUACAUUGCCUACCUGCCCCUGGCGCACAUGUUCGAACUGGUCGCCGAGCUGCAUCUCUUCGCUGUCGGAGCGCGUAUCGGCUACUCGUCUCCGCAGACCCUCACCGACAACGCGACCGCCUUGGCUCGGGGUUGUCCUGGCGACGUGACGCUUCUACGACCGACUCAGAUAGCAACCGUGCCGCUCAUACUGGACAGGCUUGCCAAGGGCAUCAGUGAAGCAGCCGCCUCAAAAGGGCCGCUGUUCAAGGCUUUCUUCGAGUUCGCUGUGGAUUACAAGAACUUCUGGCUAGACCUUGGAUUUGACACGCCUCUCCUCAACCGAGUUAUCUUCAAGAAAACCAGCGCAGUCCUCGGCGGUAACGUCAAGGCCGUCGCAUGUGGCUCCGCACCGUUGUCCACACAGACUAGCCGGUACCUUCGAGUCUGUAUGUGUUGCCCCAUCGCCGAGGGUUACGGCCUCACCGAGACAGGUGGCGCUGCUACCAUCGUGGACGCCGAUGACGUUAGCCAGAACCGCGUGGGAGCACCUCUAACAAGAUGCUACAUCCGGCUGGUUGACUGGCCAGAAGGCAACUACAGCGUUUCGGACCGUCCUAACCCCCGCGGUGAGGUUCUCGUUGGUGGGCCGGGUGUCGCCAAAGGGUACUUCAAAAACGAUGAACUGACUCGCGAGUCAUUUCGAGAGGAAAGCGGCAUCCGCUGGUUCUACACCGGUGACAUAGGCGAGAUCUUCCCCGACGGGACGCUCAAGAUAAUCGAUCCGCAAGAAGGAUCUAGUGAAGCUUCAAUACGGCGAGUACGUUUCGUUGGGGACGCGUCGAGUUCGCUGCACACCUACCUAGUGGCGUUCGUGACACCGAACCACAAGCAGCUGCUGCGCCUAGCUAAGGAACUUGGCAAAGAGGAGCUGUCCACUCUGAAGGAGCUGUGCGAAGACAGUGACGUUGUGAAAGCUGCCACCGACUCGAUCCUGGCGUACGCGCGUGCCAGCGAGCUGCACAAGACAGAGGUGCCGCUCAAGCUGAAACUGUCCACGGGCUCCAGUGUCAUAGAGAGAGACAUGGUCGGAGCUCUGCUGGCGUCUGUGCCAGAACCACGGUUGAACCGGCGGAACAACCACGCGAGACGCCAACAGACGCAGCUUCCCAUGGUGCUGGUGCUCCAGCAUGGGCCCUGGGUCUACUGGAAGCAAAAACGAAUGCGCUUCGCCAAGCCUAUCAAACAGGGGGACCCAUCGUCACCAUACAUGCGCCCUGAAAAGCUCGAGAUAGAAUGCCUGAAAGGUGUGCAAACGUUGGACGAAGCUACCCGCAAAGCCAUUCGUUUGUACCCCGAGCGACCCGCUUUAGGAACUCGGCCCGUCCUGGGCCAAAGCGAAGAGAAGCAACCGAACGGCAGUGUCUUCAAGAAGCUCGUUCUGGGCGACUACCGGUGGCUCACAUACGAGAAGGUUGACCAGCAGAUUGACCUGGUGGCUCGCGGUCUACAGUCAAUAGGUCUGAAGCCCCGCCAGUAUUUGGGCAUCCUGGCCGAGACACGCGCCGAGUGGUUUAUAACAGCGCAGGCGUGUUUCCGCACCAACGUCUCACUAGUCACUCUGUACGCGACGCUUAGCAACGAAGGAAUCGUGAGUGCCGUCAACAGGACCGGACUGACACACCUUGUCACCUCGGCGGAUCUUCUGCCCCGGGUGCUAAGUAUCGCGGACAAGACGCCGUCACUUACCCACAUUGUCUACAUGGAGGACGCUCACUCCAAACGUGAAGCACCGCUAGCUCAAGGUCCUCAGGUUAUACCAUUCUCUAGCCUUCAAACCUUGGGAAGCCACCGCUACAUGGAAGAGUGUCCGCCUGGGCCUGACGAUAUCGCCAUCAUCAUGUUUACGAGCGGAUCCACAGGGAUUCCCAAAGGUGUCAUGGCUACGCACAGCAAUCUCAUGACGACGAUGAGAUCCUUCGGAUUCUUCUGCCAGAGCUUCGGGGUCGCAGGGAGCGAAGACGCCUACAUCGCCUUCCUGCCGCUCGCCCACAUGCUUGAACUUUCUUUCGAGAUAUUGCUGAUGAGCGUCGGUGGACGCAUAGGCUACUCGUCUCCUCUCACCCUCACCGACAAAUCAAACGGCAUCGCCCCGAGCUGUCGCGGAGACGCAACCGUUCUGAAGCCGACUCAGAUCACUUGCGUUCCUCUCAUAGCAGACCGUAUCCGAAAAGCAAUCAACGAAACGGCCGCUUCCAAAGGCACCUGGUGCAAGGCACUGUUCGACUACGCGGUUAAAUACAAAUGCUUCUGGCUGGACCUCGGUUUCAAUACUCCUCUCCUCAACCGUUUACUUUUCAAUAAGACAAGCCGCCUUCUCGGCGGCAAAACCAAGUUAAUCGUGAGCGGCUCGGCCCCACUGUCCGAUCAAACGCGCUGGUUUCUGCGGGCCUGCUUGAAUUGCGCCGUCGUCGAGGGGUACGGCCUGUCAGAGACCAGCUGCGUGACCACCGUCAUGGAUCGGCGGGACACCAGUACGGGCCGCGUCGGAUCCCCUCUGCCCGGUUGCUACCUGCGCCUGGUCGACUGGCUGGAAGGCGACUACAGCAACACCGACAAGCCCAACCCUCGCGGCGAGGUCGUCGUGGGAGGUCCGUGCGUCACCAAGGGCUACUUCAAGGAUGAAGAACUUACGCGAGAGUCGUUUCGCGAAGAAGACGGCAUCCGCUGGUUCUACACGGGCGACGUCGGCGAAAUCUUUCCAGACGGCACGCUCAAGAUCAUCGACCGCAAGAAAGAUAUUGUCAAACUCCAGCAUGGCGAGUACGUGGCACUCGCGCGCGUCGAGGCAGUGCUCAAAUCAUGUCCUCUCGUUGAAAACGCGUUCGCGUAUGGGAACUCCCUGUACACCUACCUCGUGACGUUCGUAUCGCCAAACUACGAUCAGCUGCAGCGGUUGGCCCGACGCCUCGGGAGGGGACACUUGGUGACUAUGAAAGAGCUCUGUUACGACGCCCAAGUAGCUAGCGCCGCCGAGGAGUCGAUUCUGAACUACGCGCGUUCGUGCGAUUUGCAGAAGGCCGAGGUGCCGCGUAAGGUGAAACUGUGUCACGAGCCGUGGACGCCGGACACGGGACUGGUCACGCCUACGCUCAAGCUUUGCAGAAAGCCGCUGCAAAAGUACUACCAGAGUGACAUUAACGCCCUCUACGAGCCGGAUGAGAAAAACAUUGUGUGAGGCAUGAAGCACCACAAAUAGCUCUGCCAGAAAUUGCAGUACCUGUCAUGUUCGAGAUACUGUUCUACAUGGCUUACCUGGAGACGUGUAAGCGUUGAUACUCAUGGACCGCACUGGAGUCACACUGACUGAGGAUGUUGCCGCGAAAUGACAUAGCUACAGGCCAAGAAGGGGACGCCACCCCAAUAUUACAAACGGUUGACGGAGACCAGGCGUAAAAAAAGGCAUGUGUAUUGCACAACAGGCGUCAGCCCUACCAUGGAACGCCUCCUAUACAUAUAGGAAUCGCGUUAGCCUGCAAAAUAAACGCGACAGUCACUUGGACUCUCAUACCACGUCUUUCCAAGACAAACACACCCAGGGACGACGCACAUACAAAAGAGACUAGUCAUCUCUUGUGGGACUUGGCGCGUUAGGCUGGAGUGGACCACCGCAUGCGAAAUGUGUAUGUGUGUGUUUGUGUAUGUUUUAUUUUGAUCUGUCCCCCUGUCAAACUUAGGCAACGCUGUCUUGAUUCUAUGUAG
Dermacentor silvarum is the source of this 5674-nucleotide messenger RNA. RefSeq names its product long-chain-fatty-acid--CoA ligase 4. NCBI's taxonomy places the organism in Eukaryota, Metazoa, Arthropoda, Arachnida, Ixodida, Ixodidae. The transcript is spliced from 7 exons. The record is from RefSeq and is a predicted model, not a curated record. Bases 984 to 5150 code for a protein of 1388 amino acids. Gene Ontology annotation, cellular component: plasma membrane; lipid droplet; endoplasmic reticulum. Gene Ontology annotation, biological process: long-chain fatty acid metabolic process; long-chain fatty-acyl-CoA metabolic process; neuron differentiation. Gene Ontology annotation, molecular function: palmitoyl-CoA ligase activity.